Messenger RNA from Triticum urartu, 1410 nucleotides. The record is from RefSeq and is a predicted model, not a curated record. NCBI's taxonomy places the organism in Eukaryota, Viridiplantae, Streptophyta, Magnoliopsida, Poales, Poaceae.
AUGGCGGAAACCCAACACACCCAGCUCGUGUGCUACACUUUGCUCUGCAUCCUUGUCAUGGCCAUACUCGUCAAGCUCAAGCACAUGCGAGCCUCUGCUAGCCGCCUGAACCUGCCUCCCGGCCCAUGGGUGCUGCCGGUGAUCGGCCACAUGCACCUGCUGCUCGGCGCCAUUCCGUACCAGGCCAUGCACAGGCUCGCUCGUCAGCACGGCCCCGUCAUGCUUCUCCGCCUUGGCCACGUCCCGACGCUCGUGCUCUCCUCCGCGGAGGCGGCCAGGGAGGUCAUGAAGGUGCACGACGCCGCCUUCGCCGACCGCCCCGUGUAUGCCACGGCAGACAUCUUCACCUACGGCGGCGAGGACAUCUCCUUCGCGCGCCACGACAGCCGGCACUGGAAGGCCCUCCGGAAGCUCUGCGCCGUGGAGCUGCUGAGCCCGAGGCGCGUCCGGUCGUUCCGCCAUGUCCGGGAGGAGGAGGCGGCGAGGCUUGUGCUGUCCGUCGCCGGCGCCGGUCGCAUUGUCAACGUCGGUGACAUGCUAAAGGUAAUGAUGAACGACGUGGUCAUGAGGGCGUCCGUGGGCGACAGGUGCGUGCAGCGGGACGCGUACCUGGAGGAGCUGGACAGGGUGUUGGACCUCAUGUCCGGGUUUAACCUCAUCGACCUGUUCCCGGCGUCGCGCCUCGCCCGGGCGAUCGGUGGCCGGGCUCUCGGGGCGACGUGGGAGGUACACCGGAGGAUCCACUCCAUCAUGGACGCCAUGAUCAGUGAUCACAGAACGGCUAUGGAGGGCGAGGACGACAAUGAUGCCGGAUGUGAGCAGAGGGGUGACAUACUCACUACUCUGCUCCGGUUCCAGAGGGACGGCGGGAUUGGCGGCGUCGCCCUCACCAAUGAAAAAAUCAGCGGCGUCCUCUUUGGCAUAUUUCCUUCAGUGAAGGAGGUGGCAACAGCCAUCAGGGAGUGGAAGCCCCUCGACGUCCACCCUGACCUGUAUGGCGCUGUCAUGACCCAGGGUGGCUUCAGCGACGAGGCUCUCAUGGCAGCUCUCAGCCACCUGCUUGACAACAAGGCCCAGGGUGUUGGGUUCGUUGCCAUGGCCGACGCUCACAGGGGCAAGUGGUAUGCCGUGUUCAUUGGUGAGGUUCCAGGGGUUUAUAGUUCAUGGGAAGAAGCCAAUGCACAAGUGGCAUCGUAUAGCAACAACAACUAUAGAGGGUUCAAGACUAAGCAGGCAGCAGAACAAGCUUACUCCGCCUGGGUGCGAAAGCACGGAGGCAACAGUGUCGACAGUGCCAAGGUUGGAGCUGUCAAAGUGGAAGCUGCUAAGGUGGAUCGUCAGUUCAGCCUGAAGCUGAAGAACUUCAUGAUCUUCGCCCAGUUCAUCACCAGUGCUGUGCUGUGGUGUUAG